AUGUAUAAAGAAGCCCUGACAGUCUUGACUGGUAUCAUCGAGACCGACGACCAAGAGGUAGAGGCGUGGUACCUCGAGGGUUGGUGCUUCUUGCUCAUGAGCGAGGAUGCCAAGGCCAGAGGUGCCGAAGUCGAAGGCCUCUCCUGGAACGAGCUCGCUCAGGAUGCAAGAGACUGCCUAGAUACAUGCAUCACUCUUUUCGGGAACCAAAAUCACCCCGAUACUGCAAUGCUGAGCCAUGCUCAUGAGCUGGUUAAGCAACUUCAAGACAUGGGCGUCAAAUCGUCAAACCUAGACCCUGGAGAUGAUGAGGAAUGGGAAGAUGUCGAAGGGAGUGAGGAUGAGGACACUGAGAUGGCUGCAUAG
Serendipita indica DSM 11827 is the source of this 366-nucleotide messenger RNA. Lineage: Eukaryota; Fungi; Basidiomycota; Agaricomycetes; Sebacinales; Serendipitaceae. The record is from the annotation of a GenBank genome assembly.